AAGCAGUAGUGAGGCAGGAGGAGGUGUCUGCUGGGAAGAAGAGGAGGAAGAGGAGAGGGAGGCUGACACACAAAGAUUUAGUCGUUGAGAACCACGACGACCCUGUGGAGAAGGAGGAGCUGGAGAUCGACCAGGAGCUGGAAGAAGAAGAGUCUUUCCUAAAAUCCCCCAAAAGCCCGUCUGCAACACAAACACACAAAAACAAAACCAAAGCAAAGACGAGUGAAGAUGUGGAAACAGAUCUUCUCUCCAGCAAUGACGAUCACAGAAGCAUCCGAUCGGUGAGUUCACUCAGGUCCAGUGAGGCUGCGUCCCUCCUCCAUCGCUGGAGCUCCAGGAGGUCUGCAGCCUCUUCCUGUUCGGGGGCAAUGACAGCCAGCGCCACAGGUCUCGCUUCAGCAUGUGGUCGUCUGUCGUCAUGUUCCACUGUCAUGGUGCCGGACGAACAGCUAAUGUUGAACCCAGUUAAGCCGGAGUUACCCAGAAUGAGUCAGGAGGAGGCGGCUGCCCUGCGUCUGGCCCAGCGCAGAGAGCGACGGAGGCAGGAGGUGGAGAGGAAGAGGAGGGAGCGGGAGGAAGAGGAGAGGAGGCAGCAGGAGAGGGAGCAGACGGAGGAGAGGAUGAAGAGCGAGCUGGAGGGCGAGAGGAGGAAGAGAUCUGAGGAGCUCAGACUGAAGAAGCUGGCAGAGGAGGAGGAGAGGAGGAGGCUCGAGGAAGAGGAGCAGGCGAGAGUCAGACGGGAACAAGUGCGAAGAGAAAUGGAGAAGAGGAGUCAGGAGGAGAGAAGGAGGCAGAUGGAGCGACUGCAGAGGAUGAGAGAGGAGGAAGAGCAGAGGAGGAAAGCUGAGCUUGAACGUUUGCAGGUGGAGGAGCAGCAGAGGCAGGAGGAGGAGAACAGGAAGCUCCAAGAGAUGGAUGAGAGCGACAGGAUAGAGUACCUACGUUUGAAGGAGCAGGAGGAAGAGGAGAGGAGGAAGAACGAGGAGGAAACCAAAAGGAGAGAAGAGGAGGCCACUCUAUGGGCCGCGGAACAGGCCAGGCUACAAGCAGAGCAGCUCGCCAGAGAGGUGGCGCUGUUGCACCAGCAGUUGGCCUUCAAAAGGGGUCUCGUGUUGGAGGCCGGAGGUCUGGAGAGCACUCAGGGAAUCUCCCGGCCGUGGAUCUACUCGUAUUUCAGUUUACUGCAGCUACUGGGUCUGACUCCGUCUCAAGCCGAGACGACGAACUGACGAGUGGAAACAAAACAUGAAUCUCUCACUUUGAAAGAUCAAUAAAUCACCUG
Molecule: messenger RNA, 1282 nt
Organism: Paralichthys olivaceus (Japanese flounder)
Lineage: Eukaryota; Metazoa; Chordata; Actinopteri; Pleuronectiformes; Paralichthyidae
Source: RefSeq, a predicted model, not a curated record